AAUAUAAGACGUGCCAAGAAUGUUUUCUCGAAGACCUGCUCCUAGUGCCGUGGUACUUGUUCGUAAUUCAUCAUAUUUUUGACCUCUUUACAUGGGCUUGUGAGAAAACCGUUUCUUACAUGUACCUGUCCCCAAAUACAUGACGAUCGCAGGAUUGGUAGUUAGAGUCUCAUCCCUGUUCGCUUUAUCGGCGUGAAUUUUCUGCGGAGCUGGUUGUUAUUUUUGUCAUGGCCUCGCAAUCUCCAAAUGUAAAAAUCCCUGAAGGUCCUAGCCAACGAUCUGAGACUCGGAUUGAGCUCGCCGAAGGCUGUCGUGAGGCAUUCAGGUCCUCCUCGCCAGAUUACCAGAUGGGUGAAAAUACGGAUACAGAAUCUGACACGGGCUCAGUUCCAUUAGUCCUACAGGAUAGCCUGAUUACUCAUAUGUCGCACCUCCGCCUCUCCAUCCUCCUCCCGAAUUGAUGACGUCCUGGACAAAACCUCCAUCUAACGUACCCGCGUCUACUAAACCAACAAUUGGCACAAAGCGACCUCAUCUUGAUUUUCAAUUGUGGAGGGCUCCGCCGCUGCCCCCUAUGCCCAAUCCAGCGUCCUUUGCAACCGCAAAUCUGCCCUCGUUGACGACCUCAGGCCCUCAAACGAGUACAUCAGUUCUCAACGCUCCAUGUACGCCUAUGGGAAUGAAAGACGAUACUGAAAGGGCUGCUGGACACGCUCCGUCACCAUCACCCGAUUUUCCUCCAUCAAAGGCCUCGAUGCCGAUGCAGGCGAUGGCUGAAAUGGGGAUGGACGUAGGUGACAUGGGUGGUGUGAGCGGUUUAGUGGGGUGGUAUCGGGAGUAUGGACUUGGGCGAAGGGAAGAACCCGGCGGAAUGAGUGGCUUAGAAGGAAUGGGCGGACUCGGAAUGGGACUUGGUGAAAUGGCUGGAUUGGGCGGACUCGGUGACACGGGUCGAAUGGGUGGUAUGGGUAUAGGAAGACGGUUGAACGAGAGGGUAGACAACAUGGGCAUGACCGGCGGCGUGGGUGUGGACACGGACAUGGACGACGACCCUGACCGGAUGUUCCAGGGCUUCCUUAAGACGCACAAGGCUUAUGAUUCGCUCGACCUCCCUUUGACACCAGGUCUGAAACCUCAACCGUCGGAUGGUUCAAUACGUAUUCCAGGAUCUUCCGGUCAACCAACAAUGCCGACUUCUCCUGGCACAGACUUCAAUAUGGAUGAGGUCGUCAUCCUACUUGACAGUCAGAACUCUGUUUUCCAACCGUAUAGCGAGGAAAAGGCUGCUAGGGAUACACAUUCAGAUCUCGCGGGUCCAUCUCAAGCCUCAGGAUCAAGUCUCUUUGCUGCACCCUCGUAUUCUUCCCCAUUUUCAAACGUGCCCAGUGAUAAUGACUUUUAUUGACCAAGCACUCACGGAGAUGCGGGGGAAAUGGCGUACUAGGCGAUGAGCCAGCUAAAAAUGUGCAACAGCUGAGGGAAAACGCAAAGCGUUCACGGAAUAGUGGUGGUCGGCCGAGCUACUACAAACGUCUCUCGCCCGACACUAGGGCUUGCAUUGAUCGUCUCAAUGCAGGUGGUCUAAUCUCCUCCAUGUCUAUGCCAGGAGGAAUGGCAGGCGUUCCAAGCCGUAUGCCAGGCUUUGCACUGGGCCAACCACUGCGACCAGAAGCAGCAGGUCUUCGACCUUCCAAUUAUACGAAGCGAACUGCUAACGCCAAUCUGCGGGGACGAAUCCUGCAUGCACGGCCGAUUCUCAAAAUCAAGAUAGCGCAUCCGC
Messenger RNA from Somion occarium, 1780 nucleotides. NCBI's taxonomy places the organism in Eukaryota, Fungi, Basidiomycota, Agaricomycetes, Polyporales, Cerrenaceae. The record is from the annotation of a GenBank genome assembly.